Molecule: messenger RNA, 2407 nt
Organism: Ficedula albicollis (Collared flycatcher)
Lineage: Eukaryota; Metazoa; Chordata; Aves; Passeriformes; Muscicapidae
Gene: GFPT2
Product: glutamine-fructose-6-phosphate transaminase 2
Exons: 19
Coding region: 65-2113 (682 amino acids)
Biological process (GO): UDP-N-acetylglucosamine metabolic process; fructose 6-phosphate metabolic process; protein N-linked glycosylation
Molecular function (GO): L-glutamine:D-fructose-6-phosphate transaminase (isomerizing) activity; carbohydrate derivative binding
Source: RefSeq, a predicted model, not a curated record
GCGGCGGGGCUGGCCCCGCGUCAGCCGCGUUCGCCGGGAGCGGGAGGGACCGUGCGCUGCCACCAUGUGCGGAAUUUUUGCUUAUCUGAACUACAGAGUGCCUCGCACUAGGAAGGAGAUAUAUGAAACCCUGAUAAAAGGAUUACAGAGACUGGAAUACAGAGGAUAUGACUCUGCAGGAGUGGCAAUUGAUGGAAAUAAUAAUGAAGAUAAAGAAAGAUUCAUCAAACUGGUUAAGAAAAGAGGAAAAGUAAAGGCCCUGGAAGAAGAGUUGUACAAACAAGAUGAUCUGGACUCAAAAACAGAUUUUGAAACACAUUUUGGAAUUGCUCAUACUCGCUGGGCGACCCAUGGAGUACCAAGUGCAAUAAACAGUCACCCUCAGAGAUCAGAUAAAGGGAAUGAAUUUGUUGUCAUCCAUAAUGGAAUCAUCACAAACUAUAAGGACCUGAGAAAAUUUCUGGAGAGCAAAGGAUAUGAAUUUGAAUCUGAAACGGAUACAGAAACAAUCCCCAAAUUGAUCAAAUACAUGUAUGACAACAGAGAGAGUGAAGACACCAGUUUUUCAGCCUUGGUAGAGAGAGUUAUUCAACAGUUGGAAGGUGCUUUUGCGUUGGUUUUCAAGAGCAUCCAUUACCCAGGUGAAGCUGUUGCUACCAGGAGAGGGAGUCCUUUGCUCAUUGGGGUUAGGAGCAAGUACAAGCUCUCAACUGAACAGAUUCCAGUUUUGUAUAGAACAUGCAACAUUGAGAAUGUGAAGAACAUCUGCAACUCCCAAAUGAAAAGACUGGACAGCUCUACCUGCCUUCAUGCUGUUGGGGAUAAGGCAGUAGAAUUUUUCUUUGCUUCAGAUGCAAGUGCUAUCAUUGAGCACACCAACAGAGUGAUUUUCUUAGAAGAUGAUGACAUUGCAGCUGUAACUGAUGGGAAGCUCUCAAUUCACCGUCUGAAGCGUUCAGCUAGUGAUGAUCCUUCCCGGGCCAUCCAGACCUUGCAGAUGGAAUUGCAGCAAAUCAUGAAGGGUAACUUCAGUGCCUUCAUGCAGAAGGAAAUUUUUGAACAACCAGAAUCAGUUGUCAACACAAUGAGAGGCAGGGUGAAUUUUGAGAGCAGCACAGUUCUGCUGGGGGGGCUGAAGGAUCAUUUGAAAGAAAUCAGAAGAUGCCGAAGACUGAUCAUUAUUGGCUGUGGGACCAGUUACCAUGCUGCAGUGGCUACUCGACAAGUCCUGGAAGAAUUAACUGAAUUGCCAGUGAUGGUAGAACUUGCCAGUGACUUCCUGGAUAGAAACACACCUGUAUUCAGGGAUGAUGUGUGCUUUUUCAUAAGCCAGUCAGGUGAAACUGCAGAUACACUCAUGGCCUUGAGGUAUUGUAAGGAACGCCGUGCUCUGACAGUUGGCAUCACAAACACAGUUGGAAGUUCAAUAUCCAGGGAGACUGACUGUGGUGUGCACAUCAAUGCAGGGCCUGAGAUAGGUGUGGCAAGCACAAAGGCUUACACCAGCCAGUUUGUGUCUCUUGUAAUGUUUGGCCUAAUGAUGUCUGAAGACAGAAUUUCCUUGCAGAAAAGGAGACAGGAAAUCAUUAGUGGACUGAAAUCAUUGCCAGAAAUGAUUAAAGAAGUCUUGUCCUUGGAUGAGAAGAUACAUGAUUUGGCUCUUGAACUAUACAAACAAAGAUCAUUGCUCGUUAUGGGUCGUGGGUAUAAUUAUGCCACUUGUCUGGAAGGAGCUUUGAAAAUAAAAGAAAUCACCUAUAUGCACUCAGAAGGUAUCCUGGCUGGUGAGCUGAAACAUGGGCCCUUAGCCCUAAUAGAUAAACAAAUGCCUGUUAUCAUGGUGAUCAUGAAGGAUCCUUGUUUCACCAAGUGCCAGAACGCUCUGCAACAGGUCACUGCUCGGCAGGGUCGUCCAAUCAUUCUGUGCUCUAAAGAAGACACUGAAAGCUCAAAAUUUGCCUACAAAACCAUUGAGCUGCCUCAUACCGUUGACUGCCUUCAAGGAGUGUUGAGUGUCAUUCCUCUUCAGUUGCUCUCAUUCCACCUGGCUGUUCUUAGAGGAUAUGAUGUGGACUUUCCAAGAAAUUUGGCCAAAUCUGUUACUGUAGAGUAACAGCCAAGAACAGCUGAUGUCUUUGCCACCAGACCUCUGAGUUAUACUUGUAGAAUGUGUUGUUCUGAAUUCAUAGGUAAAUGUGUUUUCUAAAGAGAACGACAGUGCUAACUGGAAAGUGUCAGAAGGAUUUAUCUUGCAGCUUUAAAAGCUUUUGAUGUGCCUUGUACCCAAGUGCUUUUGCUCACAGCAAAUACUUCUCUAAGUCCUGAAAUUGCCAAAGAAGAUAAAAAUUGUUUACACAUGGUAUACUGAAUGAACUUUUUUACUGUGCAAUAUAUAUAUACAGCUCUC